AUGCACGCCGUCAGCUUGGCUGGCCUGUGCGCCGAGCUCUCGCGAAUACAGGUGGACUUGCUUCAGCGCCGCGGUGCCCCGCUUCUACUGGCUCACGAAGGCGUUCAGUUGCUGCGAGAACAGUUGCCGGCGAUCGAGUUGCCAUCCUCAGUGAACCCGCAGAUUUCCAUGUUGGUGCCGAAGCUGCUGCGGUCGUGUGCGACAGUGCUGCGUUUCGUGCCGUACGAGGACGUGCUGCCCGCGUUGGACGCGCUGGAGUUCUGCGCGACCCUCACAGCAAAGUACAAUGAUGGGGGCCACAUUGGCAGUUCGAUCAACCUGAACGAUCUCUGCUCGCUCCUUCGCUCCAUCAGCUCCCUAGACGAGUGUCAGGCUCGCCUGUUGGAGUUGACAAAGCUCCCAUCGCACUUCAACGUUGGCGCGUCACGAGCAUCAGAGUCUCCGACGGCCACAACCGCCCCGGUGCCAGUGCGCCGCUUUGGAACGGUUUUCUUGUCCGUGUAUCAUCAUGCCAUGCAGUUGUGGUCGCUGGGGCGAGAGAGGCCGACGACGCUUAGCGUGCUAUCGCUCCUCGAGGCAACCAGUCGGGUCUACGGUAAAGGGUUCCACUUCCCAACCGUCGGCGCGGACAAGGGCAGCCUGCUGCCGGCGAAGGCGAAGAUUCGAAUGGAAGCAAAGAUACAGCGCUGUGUUGGCGCACGCGGCCUGUUGACAUCACUGCGCGAGCUGGAGCUGAAUCGCACAGAUGCCGGCAUGUGCCUCGCAACAAUGGCGCAGACCGGCCUUUAUGAUGCCGAGGUGUGCAAUCGUAGCUGCAAUGUCCUCUUCUCUCAGCACGCAAUCCUGUCAAGCCAGCAGCUGUGCCAGGUUAUGUUUCAUCUCGGCACACUGCAGCAUCGCCACGUUCAUCAGAAGUUCUUUUCGAGUCUGAUCGAGCCCGAGAGGUGCAACGCAGAGGCAAUUCGGCAACAUGUUCUCGGACUCGCAAUGCUGCGGCAGCCACCGCCAAGCGAGGUGAGACUCAUGAAUGGCGUCUUCCUACAUGCACUUCGCACCCCCCACGCGCGCCAGCGGCAGCAGCGCAACUGCGAAGGUUCCUCCUCCUGUACACCGUCUGCUCAGUCGGAGAGACGUGAUGAACAGACGCGUCAUUUAUUGUCUUCUCACGCGCGUCGAGCUAUUGCCGACCCCUUGAACGACAAUGAAUACAUCCUCCCGCCGCAGUGGUACAUUGAUGUUGGCCAUAGCCUCACCUGCCUUGGCAUCCAGCACCCCAAGUACAAACUCAUGACAGCGCGGCAGACCCGCCGCAGCAUUGGCCGCCUCACAACAGCAGAGCGGUGCAAGCUCCUCUAUGCCCUAGGCGGCAUGACCGUGGAAGAGGUGCCGCUAGAACUCCGUCAGACGUGGCACGCCAAGGUCAAGCGGAGUAUCGACAUUGCAGCGGAAAAGCUCAAGGAUAUCGAGCCGCACGAGGGUCCCUACGUCAUGAACGCGCUUCUGUAUUGUGGCAUACAGAAUCACCCACGCAUCCCCCGGGCGCCACAGCUGGAGUCGGACAAGAAUCCUGUGGAGGUGUUGCUGCGCACGUGGGCCACAGUGCCAAAGGAACGGGUGCUGGAGCUGACAGAGCAGAUCAAACUACAGCACCUCCGCACUACAGCCUGGAAAGCACCCUCCGCAUUGGCCGAGGUGGCGACACGCGUGGCGGCGACACUUGACGGGGCGUCGCCGGAGGAGCCUCACCAGCUGGAGCCGCUCUGCGCUGCGGUGGAGACGCACAGCGCGGACAUGGCUGCCGAAGACUUGUUGCGCACACUGAAGGCGCUUCUGCAGAUGGGCUACACAGGUCCGUGUCAGCACGACGCCAUUCGCCAACUCCUUGCCCACCUGUGGGGACGGCGGUACGACCUGGAGGGGGAGCAGCUCAUACAGUGCUGCGAGUGUGUUCGGCAGUGCAGCGACUUGCCGGAGGCUAUGCGACUGUUACAUUUUGCUGCUUCACAUUAA
Leishmania braziliensis MHOM/BR/75/M2904 is the source of this 2010-nucleotide messenger RNA. RefSeq lists its product as hypothetical. The transcript has a single exon. The record is from RefSeq and is a predicted model, not a curated record. Lineage: Eukaryota; Euglenozoa; Kinetoplastea; Trypanosomatida; Trypanosomatidae. Bases 1 to 2010 code for a protein of 669 amino acids.